Xylaria bambusicola is the source of this 1307-nucleotide messenger RNA. RefSeq names its product DUF1445 domain-containing protein. Gene Ontology annotation, biological process: glutamate metabolic process. Lineage: Eukaryota; Fungi; Ascomycota; Sordariomycetes; Xylariales; Xylariaceae. The record is from RefSeq and is a predicted model, not a curated record. Bases 245 to 1159 code for a protein of 304 amino acids. The transcript has a single exon. Gene Ontology annotation, molecular function: D-glutamate cyclase activity.
GAAUGAGACGGAAUCAGAAGUCCGUAUGCGCCGUCAAAUAGGUCCCCCGCGUUGCGCCUCGUCCCGUAGCGUCGGAGGUGGAUGUCCGUCUGCGACCAUCAUGGAAAGGGUCCCAAGUAGGUGUGCACGCUAUUUAAUUAGCCCACCGUCCCCAGAUCCCUCUCGCGAUAUAUCUAUUUCGUUCGCUAUCCAAGCACAAAGUCAGUGGCACCUUGCCUGCUGAACUACCAGCUAGUCGCACAGUAUGUCGUCCUCCACAGUCAUCGCUCAAGAGCCCCAGGUUCAGACUAAUGAGCCCAUUGUCCUGACAACGGGGGCAGCUGUGCGACUCGCGGCGAGGAAUAAUGAGCACACUCAUUCAACGUCGGGGCUCGCCCCUGGCUAUCUGCAAGCAAACCUCAUAAUGCUGCCCUCAAAAUAUGCCUCUGACUUCCGAGAUCUGUGCGCGCGGAAUCCAGUGCCCUGUCCCCUUAUCGCAGAGUCGCGCAACCCGGGCGAUUAUGCUGCGCUUCAAUCUUACUUGCCCGGGGUCCCUGACGAGCAGAUGGCGCGGGCUCUAGACCUGCGCACCGAUUGCCCCAAGUUCAACGUGUACGAGAACUCGCAGUUGAAGCUCGCCGGUAUACCGGAUAUUCUCGAGCACUGGACUGCGGAUCACGUCGCAUUCCUGAUCGGCUGUAGCUACAGCUUCGAAUCGGCCCUCGUGCGCGCCGGCUUGCCGCCUCGGCACACCGUACUGGACCGCAAUGUGCCCAUGUACCGCACCAGCAUCCCGCUGAACCCCGCCGGCGUGUUCAUGGGUGGCACGUACGUGGUGUCCAUGCGGCCGUACAAGAAAGCCGAUAUUGAAACGGUGCGGGCCAUCACGCGGCGCUAUCUACCUACACAUGGCGAGUGCAUCGCGUGGGGCUGGGAUGCUGUCGAGAGGUUGGGCAUCAAAGAUAUCAAUGUGACACAAUGGGGCGAUGCGCCGCUGACGAUGGACGGUCGGCCCUUGGGUGAUGUAUUCGGAGACGAAGACAACGUCCCUGUCUUUUGGGGCUGCGGCGUAACCCCGCAGGAAGCUGUCAUGAGGGCCGAGCUGGACGGCGUGGUAAUGGGACAUGCCCCUGGCCACAUGUUAUUGUUAGACUGUCUGGAGGAUCAAGUGCUUGUUUGAGUACACAACCAGGUAUUCAUCAUCCCAUAGCAUGGGAACCACUUUACCUUGAGCUCGGCUUUAUUAUUUAUUUAGCAGGUUGUUUCAUAGCGGGUGUUCAUACAUAGUACAUUGGUUUAUUUUAUUUUUUUCUGACAUUAAAGGUUGU